Messenger RNA from Neoarius graeffei (lesser salmon catfish), 1678 nucleotides. Its product is annotated as glutathione synthetase-like. Lineage: Eukaryota; Metazoa; Chordata; Actinopteri; Siluriformes; Ariidae. Gene Ontology annotation, cellular component: cytosol. Bases 119 to 1549 code for a protein of 476 amino acids. Gene Ontology annotation, biological process: glutathione biosynthetic process. The record is from RefSeq and is a predicted model, not a curated record. The transcript is spliced from 13 exons. Gene Ontology annotation, molecular function: glutathione binding; ATP binding; glutathione synthase activity.
GUCAUUUUCCGCCCGCCUACUUUUCCCGCCAUUUUGAUUUUAUUCUUGUUCAUCUUUCCUUGCAAAUUUGGAUUGCGUGUAACUCGGUGACCGUUCAUCGCACAUGGGUUGAUUGAAAAUGGCUACUUACAGGAUUCCAGAUGAGCUCUUAAGAAAUGAGGAGUUAAUCAAAGAACUAGAGGCAAUCGCUAAAGAUUCUGCACUGUUGCAUGGCAUAUUAUUUCGCACCAAAGAAUCACCAAACUCUUCAGAAGUGGUAAACUAUGCACCAUUCACACUCUUCCCUUCCCCGAUGCCUACAGUACUCUUUCACCAGGCCCUUGAACUCGCAACCCAUUUUAAUCGGCUGAUAGACAGAGUCAGUCAGAGUCCACGUUUCCUUGAGGAGGCUCUUGCAAGCACCAUCAAGGUUGACAGUUUCACAUCAAAACUCUUCAGCAUUUACAGACAAGUUCAACAGGAACCUCAGGACAUGGCAAUAAUACUGUGCUUGAAUCGCUCUGAUUACAUGAUUGAUCAUGUGGAUGGAAAAGAGGCCUUAAAACAGAUUGAAAUAAACACUAUUUCAGCCAGUUUUGGGGGCCUUUCCUCACGUACACCAAAUGUUCAUCGGCACAUUCUGAAGGUUGCAGGCCUGUUGGAGGAAAGCAAACUGAUCUUGGAUAAUAAUCCAGCAGCAGGUCUGGCAAAGGGCUUGGCAAAGGCCUGGGAGCUUUAUGGCUCUGAGAGGGCAGUUGUGAUGUUCCUAGUCGAGGAUGUCGAGAGGAACAUUUAUGACCAGCGAUGUGUGGAGAAUGAGCUUUGGGCAAGAAACAUUCGUGUCAUAAGAAGACGGCUUGAAGAUGUGAGUAGAAGUGGAUCUCUGGACCAGAACAAGAGACUGUUUGUAGAUGGACAAGAGAUUGCUGUUGUUUAUUUCCGCAGUGGAUACAUGCCUCACCAUUAUAAAGCGGAACAAAGCUGGGAGGCUCGGUUGAUGAUGGAGCGCUCAUGUGCUGUGAAAUGUCCAAACAUCAGCACCCACCUUACUGGCACUAAAAAGGUCCAGCAGGAGUUGGCUCGGCCAGGUGUCCUUGAGAGCUUCUUUCCUGAUGAGCCUGAAACGGUGACUCAGAUUCGUGCCACUUUCACUGGCUUGUACACAUUAGACAUGGGAGAGGAUGGGAACCAGAAUGUGGCUAUGGCUUUGGCCAAACCAGACCAGUACGUGUUGAAACCACAGAGAGAAGGAGGAGGUAACAACAUUUAUGGGGAUGAUCUUUACCGUAUGCUGGAGAACUUGAAGGACAGCACAGAGAGAACUGCCUACAUCCUGAUGGACAAAAUCCAGCCCCGGCCCACCUAUAACUACAUUUGCCGAAAGGGGGAUCCACUGACACUGAAGAUGUGCCUCAGUGAACUGGGGGGUUUUGGAGCCUAUGUUAGGAGAGGAACGGAGGUGGUGAUGAAUGAGUAUGUGGGCCACCUGCUCAGGACGAAGAGCGUGGAACAUGAUGAUGGAGGGGUUGUUGCAGGAGUUGCAGUACUUGACAAUCCUCUACUGAUUUAAGUCUGAGUAUGUCAGGAACAGAACUUUACACUGACAAACAUACCCAAGAAUCAUCCCUGUAUACAAACCCAAAUCAGAACAAAAUUGCAACGGUAUAGAAAAUGCAAAUAAAAAGCAGUGAUUUCUAAA